AUGGCACAAAAGACAAGCAAGGGUCUUUCUCUGAAAAAGCCCAUUGCUUCGGCGAUGCCCAACGCCCGACGAACACGCUCACGUACUGGCUGCACCCAGUGUGUCCGAGUGAGCAUCAAGUGUAAUGAAGGUCACCCAAUAUGCCAAAGAUGUUUGCGCUUGGGGUUCGCUUGUGAUUAUUCAACGCGGUUCAUCUGGAAGCUGCACAAGCCGCCAAACCCCUCCAAGAGAGUGAUACGGUCCAAGCCUUUGAUAAAAUCGAGUGGCCACGGGGCCUGUGCCUGCCCUGGUCGCCUGACUGAGACUGAGCUGUGCGAUCUUUUCCUUACCAACGGCAACUGUCUUCUGCAUUGGACCAGCCCUUCCCACAAUGACCUUGUCGGGCAAUUUGCACGACUCAACCGCCAAUCUCCUGUGGUCCGAUGUAAUGUCGAGGCACUAAUGUCGCUAAGCCAUGAUUGCUGUCGGCUGUCCUCGCUUACGCGUAUUGACCGAGCCAUAUCUCAGACCAAGGAUUUUUUGGAAUCUGACUCGUCGCACGCUGAUCAGGAUGUUUUGGUUACCUCGAUGCUCCUGCUCUCCCAGGUCGCGAUGAGGGCAGGAUACACAUGGACCCACCACAUUGAAAAGAUCCUCCCAUUAGCUGUCCGCAUGUCACAAGAUAGCAACCAUUAUACUGCCGCAGACUCCCACUCGCACUCGCUGCUCGAAGUCCUGGGCGGACUAGAUAUGGACGCGUGGAUUGUGGGCAGGAGAUCUGAGCCCCUGCAUGUCUGGAAGACCUGGUGUAUGGGGCGGCAGGGAAUUGAAUCUAUUACGGGCCUACCUCGUCCGUUACUAGAUCUAAUUGCGCGUGUCUCGGUCAAGGAGGAUGUGUCAGCAGAGCUCCACCAGUUUAUUGGGAUAUUACCUUUACCCCAACGGCAGCGCCAUCGGGAGUCUCUCUGGCAUUGUUUUGCCGUUACGGCAUUGCUCCAUUUGCACGGCCGAGGCAGGCCCGUUGAUGGAGUGGGCGUACUAGCGACCCAGCUCUUGGGCUUGCAUUAA
This is a messenger RNA of Aspergillus versicolor CBS 583.65, 1047 nucleotides long. RefSeq names its product Zn(II)2Cys6 transcription factor domain-containing protein. The record is from RefSeq and is a predicted model, not a curated record. Lineage: Eukaryota; Fungi; Ascomycota; Eurotiomycetes; Eurotiales; Aspergillaceae. The transcript is spliced from 5 exons. Gene Ontology annotation, molecular function: DNA-binding transcription factor activity, RNA polymerase II-specific; zinc ion binding; transcription cis-regulatory region binding. Gene Ontology annotation, cellular component: nucleus. Bases 1 to 1047 code for a protein of 348 amino acids. Gene Ontology annotation, biological process: positive regulation of transcription by RNA polymerase II.